Messenger RNA from Aspergillus puulaauensis, 318 nucleotides. RefSeq lists its product as uncharacterized. The transcript has a single exon. The coding region runs from base 1 to 318 and encodes 105 amino acids. Lineage: Eukaryota; Fungi; Ascomycota; Eurotiomycetes; Eurotiales; Aspergillaceae. Gene Ontology annotation, molecular function: heme binding; oxidoreductase activity, acting on paired donors, with incorporation or reduction of molecular oxygen; iron ion binding. The record is from RefSeq and is a predicted model, not a curated record.
AUGAAGCCUGUUAUUCGGGCUAAUGCGAUGAAUCUAAUUGCGAAUACUGAGGACUUUGUUGAUACGGCUGGCCGUACUGGAGAUUCCAGUGAUGAGGGCAAGACCUUCAACGUCCGAGUAUGGCUCAACUAUUUCACGCUGGACGUGAUUGGAGAUAAGGCGUUCGACCUUCCUAUGGGCUUCCUACGUGCCGGAUCAGAUGCCAAACCAGCCCAGUUGCCCUCUGGAAAAGAGUAUACUGUGCCCAGCAUGAUCAUAGCUCUAUACCACGGCGUCUUGCACAGAGCGUCCAGUACAGCAUUGUGCUUGCCCAGAUAA